This is a messenger RNA of Elaeis guineensis (African oil palm), 1203 nucleotides long. RefSeq lists its product as uncharacterized. The record is from RefSeq and is a predicted model, not a curated record. Gene Ontology annotation, molecular function: S-adenosylmethionine-dependent methyltransferase activity. NCBI's taxonomy places the organism in Eukaryota, Viridiplantae, Streptophyta, Magnoliopsida, Arecales, Arecaceae.
UCACCUCUAUUGCUAAGUACAUGCUUAUCUUCUUACCCUUUUAUCACGUAGCGCAGCUACGAAAAAGGUCCAUCAGCUCCUUUCCGUGUUCUCUCAGUAAACACACGAUCCAAAAUGAACGGACGAGAUCGCAACGCAAGAAUCCAACCAAAUAACUCGUCCAUCCGUGCUCCGCCGGGCCACCACAUCGCAUUCCCCCUCCGAGAGUUGAGAAAAGGACGCUGGAGACCGCCGGAGAAGAGAGGAGUUCUUCUCCGCAGCGUUCGCAUCGCUCUCUCUCCCUCUGACCACCUCUUUCAUUCCCAAAAUACCCCUCCUCCUCCUCCGCCCCCACCAUGACCCUUCCCGAAAAGCCCCUCCUCAAACCUUUCCUCCUCCUCCUCUCCCUCUCCCUCCUCCUCCUCCUCCCCCUCGUCGACCCUUCCUUCCGCCGCUCCUCCUCCCCCUCCACCACCCCCGCCGCCCCCGCCGCCGGGGCUGCCACCCCGCUCCUCCGCAUCCGCCCGGGCUACCAUUCCUACGACGACUACAUCAAGCACCAGCUCAACAAGACCCUCGACCCCCGCCUCCGCCGCCUCUGGGCCACCCGCGACUGGGACCGCAAAGUCCUCGUCUUCGCCCGCUUCUUCUCCGACUUGAAAUCCCAAGGCCUCCUCUCGAACGCCUCCCGUGCCCUCUGCAUCGGCGCCCGCCUCGGCCAGGAGGUCGCCGCCCUCCACCGCGUCGGCGUCGCCGACGCCGUCGGCAUGGACCUCGUCCCCUCCCCUCCCCUCGUCGCCGCCGGCGACUUCCACGCCCAGCCCUUCCCCGACGCCUCCUUCGACUUCGAAUUCUCCAAUGUCUUCGACCACGCCCUCUACCCCGACCGCUUCGUUGCCGAGAUCGAGCGCACCCUCCGCCCGGGUGGCGUCGCCGUCCUCCACGUCGCCCUCCACCGCCGCGGCGAUAAGUACUCGGCCAACGACCUCUUCGCCGUCGACGGCGUCCUCGGCCUCUUCAAACAAUCCGACCUCGUCCGGGUUUCCAAGGUCGACGGCUUCGGCCUCGACACCGAGGUCGUCCUCCGAAAGAAAAAACGGCCAAGCCAACGAUAAUCCUUUCCUCUCUCUCUUCGCCGCCGUGGGCGGCGGCGGUUGUGGUGAUUUUUUUUUCCAUUUCUUUUUCACGACUCUCAAAGUUCUCAAAAAUUCGUAUUUGUUGCAC